AUGGGCAACAAAAUAGCGAAGACGGGACGUAUUGCACGGUGCUCCACAAAUGGGGACUGUUUCGGAGCUGCUGAACCCCUUCUGGCAGGGUCAACAUUACUAGGCUCGGGUACUUCCACACACUGCAAUAUCCUGUCCAGGAGUCACCAGACACCGUUAUCCAAUAGACUGACUUACCGGCGAGACAUGAUUUCCCAGGAACCAACCGUCCGCAUCCCACCCUUCGUCUCUUUGAAUGAGAUGGCGAGCUGGAUACUCACAGAGGGUAGAAACUCGACAGAAGAUUGGACUCAAUCGAUCAUAGGCGCUGGGAGAUCCUUGGCACGAGGGAAUACAACAAAAGUCAGGCACGGCGGGCCGCAACCAGGUUCCUCGCCGAGCAGGGUCGGAGGAGGAGCUUGCGGGGUUAUGGCUGAUACCGGAAGCCAUGGGGUUCCCUCCUUGAUAGGUAUCGAUACGCAACAUAUGAUAGCACCCAGUCGUCAAAGCAAUGUCUUGGUAUGCUGGUAUCAUCUCGCAUCAUGCCCUCUCGGGAUAACCUCUUGUUUCGACCCCAUGACAUCUCACGGCAUUUCCGAAUACGGACCGAAUUGUGGACACUUUAUACUCGUGGCUAUUGCGCAGUGUGUGGAAGUACCCGAGCCUAGUAAUGUUGACCCUGCCAGAAGGG
This is a messenger RNA of Acaulospora colombiana, 670 nucleotides long. The record is from the annotation of a GenBank genome assembly. NCBI's taxonomy places the organism in Eukaryota, Fungi, Glomeromycota, Glomeromycetes, Diversisporales, Acaulosporaceae.